CGGGCCUUCCCCUGCCCGCACCAGGCCGCAGCGCAGGCCCCGAGGAGGCCGCAGCUAGGCCGCGCCAGGGCUCCGGCAAAAGAGCGGGCCGCAGGGCCCCGGCCGAAGGGUUCCGCACGCCCGGCGCGGCCCUGGGCAGCGGGGGCAGCGGCGUGAGGGGAGCGGAAGCGGAGGGAGGUGGUUGCGGGCCCGGGGGGAGGCGGGCGAGGUCGGUGCCAGGCCCCGGGCCCGGCCGAGGGGGGUUCGGAGAGUGUCUGGAGGAGGAGACAAAAUGGCGGCGCGCGAGGGGGGGGAGGCGGAGGGCGCCGGGCGCCAUCUUGAAUUAAUCGCUCGCCAUAGCCCAUGUCUCCGCGCAGGCCGGGCCGGGCCGGAGGGGGGAGCCCCUGGCCCCGCUCAUCGCAGCGCCGGGCCGCAGGCUCCGGAGAGGGAGAGCCCGUAGCCCUCCCCCACCCCCGCUUCUCCCCCCUCCUCUCCCUCCUCCCCGCCUCGGCGCCUGCCAGCCAGCGAGUCGCAGGGGAGCUCGGCGCUUUCCGGCCCGUGGCGGCUUCCUGUGCGGCCGCGCCAGGGCUGCCAGCCGUGCCCCCUCCUGCCGGGCGCGAUCUCCUCUCCUCUUCCCUCCCGGUCGGCCGGGAAUUGGGGCAGCGGCGGGAGGUUCGCCCUCAGCCUGCGUCGCCCGGCCGCCCCGCGAGGUGCGGAGGCGCGGGGUCCCCCUAAGCCCCUUUGGGUCCCCUUCCCCCUUCUUGUUGGCUUCCCCUCCCCUCUGGCUAUCCUCUCGCCUGCAGAGGCCCCCACCUCAGUGAAAAGUAGUUUCAAAGGGGUCCCCGGGACUGGUUAUUUCCUUAAUGUAGGGUUUGUUGAGAAUUAGCUUGGGUGUCGCCUGACGCACAACAUCCCUGUGAAAUCUGGAGAAAACCCAAUUUUUUUUUUUAACCAGUUUCUGCAAAUAACCACGCCACUGAACAAAGAGAAAAAGACUUGGGAUUUUUUUUUUUUUUUAACAAAAUCACAAUGAAAACAGCAGUACCAAUUCUCUUGCCAAAACUGAGGGAGAUGCAUCAAGAAAUAAAACAUGGUCGCGUUUGUUACAUUGUCUUUAUUUUUUUAGCUAUUCACCUAAUAAUCGUGCGGCUUAUUUUCAAUGUAAGAAUUAGAUGCUAUAGGAGUAUAAUUUUUUUUUUAACCUUUCAUAUGCGUGUGUGUACAUCGCGUUCUCCGUAAGUGGGUCACGCAGGGAGAGUUGUGACUGCAGCAGUAGUGGAGACUGAACCCACGGUCGUCUCAUAACCACAGCGAAGCUUCGGGUAGCUCGGGGCUCUAACCCAAUUGGGACAUGUAAGGCGUGCUGCAAUUUUUAAUGUGAUGUUGCAAGGCAUGAUGGGAACUUGGUUAUGGUUGUAAGUCAUCUCAGCGUAGGUAGGGGCCAGGGCCCCUACGUGGGGGAUUUUGCUGUUUAUGCCUUUAUUUUUUGAGGAAGCGUCAGAGUUUUGCUGUGUGAGUAUUUGGUUUAUGCCCCCGACUCCAAAUAAACAGAUGGGCUGUUCUUUCCUUAGGAGUAGACAAAGGACUAUCUUAAGAACUAUCAAUUUCUUUUUCAUAAGGAUGGAUUUUCUGAGAUUUCCUCUUUUUCUCUUUUUCCUCAUGUCCUUUUUUUUUUUUAGGUGAGAGCAGAGAAACUGACAGUUUCUGUGUCAUAUUAAAGCUUUCUUCUAAGGAUCUAUUUUUAAAGUUGCUCUCUCUUUAAAACGUGACAGCUCGUCUAUUUCUUUUUAUUUCAUCUUGAUUACCUUCGUAGGCCUGUUGAGUCAAGGAUUUGUAAUGUGGCGAGACUGUGCAGUGUCUGUGUUGCUUCUCUUGACCGAUUGUACUCAAGAUCAGAUUUAUGGAAAAUAGCCAUUUUUGUUUUGGGAGGUUAUUUUAUUUCUAUUAGCUUAAUACCAUUUCUUACAUGAAUAUGUAUUUUUUUAAUCUGUCCUGCCACUUGAAAAUAUUGCCUUGACUUUCAUAAAACCAAACCCAAACAAUCAAUUUGUAAGUAAAGUAAAAUUCAAUUUGUAAGAACUACCUUUACAAACAGAAUUAGGUGUAUUUCAGAGUUGUAUUAAUUCUUGAUCCAUAUGAAGCUGGCAUAGACCCAAGCCAAGUAAAAGAUGUAGAUGUUUAGUUCUUUUCAGCAGUAUAAAACCUGGUUUUAGGUGCCUAGACUUUUUCUGUCAUAGUGGUAGAAGAGCAGUUCCCAAAUUACUGAGAUUUGAAGAAGAACCACGUAGAUUUGGGCAUUGAGGAGGACUAAGUGUAGGGACGUGGCUGGACACCUGCUUCUCUUUGAGAGUUUAGGUUCCCAAACCGGAACUGAAAAUUGAACCUGUCUGCUUUGGUGCCAGAACCUGCUCCUGGGGUAAGUGUCAGCUGGAAUAUUUUGAAAAAACUGAGAGGACUUUCUGCCCUUCUCGAAAUGUUGCAGGAAAAUGAACUGCUGGAAUUGCUUGUGGUACCACAGAGCCUAGGGCGCUUGCCAAGGAAUUUGAAGGUGUUUGGUGUGGUGCUCACAACAGGAAGCUCUGGUAUUUCUCGUGUUGCAGAGCAGUGUCUUCAUCACCUGCCAGUUAGUACAGAACCAUGUGGCAUACCUUCCUUUGUGUGGCAGAGUCUUGGACCCCUGUACUGUCCCACUGCUCAGAAGAAGAGCAAGCAGGAAGAAACACAGUAUUUUCCGCAUCUACUGAUUAGUAUGCUCAAAACCUGAGAUGAUUUCAGGAAAUUUUAGGGAUUUUUUUUUUUUCUAUCCAUGGACGGAUGUCUUGAUGCCUUUUUGGACUGCAGAUUUUGAUUUAGGCGCUUUUAUCGUUUUAGACAGUUUAAUUAAAUCCUGUUUUAAAUGCCUGCACGUUCUUCUGGUCUUCUUUCCACAGCAAAUAUGUUUGGAGGUGGGGUCUUUGCCCUAGUGGAGCACUUUUAAAGUCUUUGUGGUCCUGCACAGGGAUACUGUGACUGAUGAGAGUUAAAGGCCAUGGAUGAAGAUGGGCUUGAAUUGCAGCCGCAUGAGCCAAAUGCAUUUUUUGAUCCAACAGGAGCUGAUGCAGGACAUAUGGAUGGAGAUCAGAUUGUUGUGGAAGUACAGGAAACAGUAUUUGUUUCAGAUGUAGUCGACUCAGAUAUAACCGUGCAUAACUUUGUUCCUGAUGAUCCAGAUUCUGUAGUAAUCCAAGAUGUCAUUGAGGAUGUUGUUAUCGAGGAUGUUCAGUGCCCAGACAUCAUGGAGGAGCCAGAUGUAUCUGAAACUGUCAUUAUUCCUGAACAAGUGCUGGACACAGACGUAGCCGAAGAGGUUUCUUUGGCUCAUUGCACUGUCCCAGAUGAUGUUUUAGCUACUGACAUAACAGCAGAAGCAAUGUCUAUACCAGAACAUGUACUGACAAGUGAGUCAAUGCAUGUACCUGAAGUUGGACAUGUAGAACAUGUAGUUCAUGAUAACGUUGAAGAAGCAGAUAUUGUCACUGAUACUCUGGGAACAGAUGUUGUAUCUGAAGAAGUCUUGGUGGCAGACUGUGCAUCAGAGGCAGUGAUCGAUGCCAAUGGAAUCCCUGUGGAACAUCAAGAUGAGAAGGGCAACUGUGAAGAUUACCUUAUGAUUUCCUUGGAUGAUGCUGGUAAGAUAGAACACGAAGGUUCUGCUGAAAUUACCAUGGAAGCAGAGUCAGAAAGUGGCUCUUGUAAAGUGGAUGGCAUUUGUCCAGAAGUCAUCAAGGUCUAUAUAUUCAAAGCAGAUCCUGGAGAAGAUGACUUAGGGGGCACAGUAGACAUUGUGGAGAGCGAGCCAGAGAAUGACCACGCAGUUGGAUUACUUGAUCAAAAUAGCAGUAUUCGUAUUCCAAGGGAGAAAAUGGUUUACAUGACUGUAAAUGAUUCUCAGCACGAAGAUGAAGACUUAAAUGUUGCAGAAAUAGCUGAUGAGGUUUAUAUGGAAGUGAUUGUAGGAGAGGAGGAUGCAGCAGUGGCCCAUGAACAGCAAAUUGAUGACACUGAAAUUAAAACUUUCAUGCCCAUAGCUUGGGCAGCAGCUUAUGGUAAUAAUAAUGACGGCAUUGAAAGUCGGAAUGGCACUGCAAGUGCUCUUUUGCACAUAGAUGAGUCAGCUGGACUUGGGAGACUGGCUAAGCAAAAACCAAAGAAAAAAAGGAGACCUGAGUCUAGGCAGUAUCAAACAGCAAUAAUCAUUGGCCCUGAUGGUCAUCCGUUGACAGUCUACCCCUGCAUGAUUUGUGGAAAGAAAUUUAAAUCUAGAGGUUUCUUGAAAAGGCACAUGAAAAACCACCCGGAGCACCUUCUUACUAAGAAGAAAUACAGAUGCACAGACUGUGAUUACACUACGAAUAAAAAAAUAAGUUUACAUAACCACUUGGAGAGUCAUAAGCUGACCAACAAAACAGAAAAGCUUAUUGAGUGCGAUGAGUGUGGGAAAAGCUUCUCUCAUGCAGGAACUUUAUUUACUCACAAGAUGGUGCACAGGGACAAAGGAGUUAAUAAAAUGCACAAGUGCAAAUUCUGCGACUAUGAGACAGCAGAACAAGGAUUACUGAGUCACCACCUUUUAGCUGUCCACAGCAAGAACUUUCCUCACAUUUGCGUGGAGUGUGGCAAAGGAUUUCGCCAUCCGUCAGAGCUCAAGAAGCACAUGCGAAUCCACACUGGUGAAAAACCCUACCAGUGCCAAUAUUGCGAAUACCGAUCUGCCGACUCUUCUAACUUGAAAACUCACGUAAAGACUAAACACAGUAAGGAAACGCCAUUCAAGUGCGAUAUUUGUUUCCAGACUUUUUCAGAUACCAAAGAGCUACAGCAGCAUACGCUUAUGCAUCAAGAAAGUAAAACACAUCAGUGUUUGCAUUGUGACCAUAAGAGCUCAAACUCGAGUGAUCUGAAACGACACAUAAUUUCAGUCCACACGAAAGACUAUCCUCAUAAGUGUGAUAUGUGUGAUAAAGGCUUUCAUCGGCCUUCGGAACUGAAAAAACACGUGGCGGCUCACAAGGGUAAAAAAUUGCACCAAUGCAGACAUUGUGACUUUAAGAUUGCAGAUCCCUUCAUUCUGAGUCGCCACAUACUCUCAGUUCACACAAAGGAUCUUCCAUUCAGGUGCAAGAGAUGUAGGAAGGGCUUUAGGCAACAAAACGAGCUGAAAAAACACAUGAAAACACACAGUGGCAGGAAAGUUUAUCAAUGUGAGUACUGUGAGUAUAGCACUACAGACGCCUCAGGCUUCAAACGGCAUGUUAUUUCCAUUCAUACAAAAGACUACCCUCACCGUUGUGAGUAUUGCAAGAAAGGGUUCCGAAGGCCUUCAGAGAAGAACCAGCACAUUAUGCGGCAUCAUAAAGAUGUUGGGCUGCCUUAAAGUCUCUUUCACAGACUUACGGCUGGAAUUAUAAAGGAAUUUUGCCUUUCAGGCACUUAGCUUAUUUUAAAGCCAAUCACCUGCGAUCACACACAAAAAAAAAACCAACAAAAAAAAAACAUACUGUGCAUUUGAUUUGUUGCUGUAUAAAAAUAGGAUUAUUGCUUCUAGUUGACUUUUAUACCUUUUGUUCAAUAGCGUGUUCUGAAUUCUAUUCAGUUUGUUUAAUAAAUGAAGAAAAGAUGGCAACAAUAAAGUUGCAUUUAAUAAAGUAAA
This is a messenger RNA of Chroicocephalus ridibundus (black-headed gull), 5668 nucleotides long. It is a transcript of the gene ZFX, whose product is annotated as zinc finger protein X-linked. Bases 3008 to 5392 code for a protein of 794 amino acids. The transcript is spliced from 8 exons. Gene Ontology annotation, molecular function: metal ion binding; RNA polymerase II cis-regulatory region sequence-specific DNA binding; DNA-binding transcription factor activity, RNA polymerase II-specific. The record is from RefSeq and is a predicted model, not a curated record. Gene Ontology annotation, biological process: regulation of transcription by RNA polymerase II. Gene Ontology annotation, cellular component: nucleus. Lineage: Eukaryota; Metazoa; Chordata; Aves; Charadriiformes; Laridae.